Cryptomeria japonica (Japanese cedar) is the source of this 3242-nucleotide messenger RNA. Its product is annotated as cleavage and polyadenylation specificity factor subunit 2. Gene Ontology annotation, biological process: mRNA 3'-end processing by stem-loop binding and cleavage. NCBI's taxonomy places the organism in Eukaryota, Viridiplantae, Streptophyta, Pinopsida, Cupressales, Cupressaceae. Gene Ontology annotation, cellular component: mRNA cleavage and polyadenylation specificity factor complex. The transcript has 18 exons. Gene Ontology annotation, molecular function: RNA binding. The coding region runs from base 387 to 2609 and encodes 740 amino acids. The record is from RefSeq and is a predicted model, not a curated record.
UUCAUUAGCACACCCAUGUGAUCUGGUUACUUCAUACUACAGACUAGUGAAUCUUUUUUGGAUCAGCGAUCCAUAUAUACACACACCUGUAAUCAGUAAGGUACUGGUAAAGAUCAGUUCAUUCCUUAUAAGCAAUAUUAAAAAAAAAAUAAUUCAUAUACUUUGGCAAUAUUGACCUCCUAUGAAAGCAAUUUCAUAGAUGAAAGACCCAAAAAUAGCACGUACCCACUCAAUACGUGAGAAUACUCAGGUUGAACUAAAUGGAGAAUACUAAAGCAGAGAAAUGAAGAUCAUUUCGAUGCUCGUUUUCGGAGGGAAAAUGGUGUAAUUUGAAGGAGAAUCCGUUGGGCAAGCAACACCAUUGAGAAGUGUUUGCAGUGGUCGACAUGGGAACGAGCGUGCAGGUCACUCCUUUGAGCGGCGUUCAUUCCGAAUCCCCGCUUUCUUAUCUCCUCUCAAUCGACGGUUUCAAUAUUCUGUUGGACUGUGGUUGGAAUGACUUCUUUGACACUGAACAGCUGCAGCCUCUAGCCAGAGUGGCUUCAACUGUGGAGGCUGUUUUGCUUUCACAUCCGGAUACAAAUCAUCUUGGUGCUUUGCCAUAUGCUGUGAAAAGGCUUGGGCUCUCUGCUCCCGUGUAUUCCACAGAACCUGUUUUUAGAUUGGGUCUGUUGACUAUGUAUGAUCAUUAUCAAUCUCGAAAGGCUGUUUCAGAUUUUGACCUUUUCACAUUGGAUGAUGUAGAUGCUGCAUUUCAAAAUGUGACAAGGCUAACAUAUUCUCAAAAUUAUUAUUUUUCUGGGAAUGGUGAAGGAAUAGUUAUCACUCCUUAUGCAGCUGGGCAUCUUUUGGGGGGAACAAUAUGGAAAAUCACAAAAGAUGGAGAGGAUGUAAUCUAUGCUGUUGACUUUAAUCAUCGGAAGGAAAGGCAUUUGAACGGAACAGUCUUAGAAUCAUUUGUGCGUCCAGCUGUACUGAUAACAGAUGCCUACAAUGCUUUAAACAAUCAACCUUCCCGGCGCCAGAGAGAUCAAGAAUUUUUUGAUAUGAUAUUAAAAGUGUUGCGAGGAGAUGGAAAUGUCCUUCUCCCAGUUGAUACAGCUGGGCGUGUGCUUGAGCUUAUUUUAUGUUUGGAACAGUACUGGGCACAGCAUCGUUUGAGUUAUCCAAUUGUCUUCUAUACAAAUGUUGCAUCAAGUACAAUUGAAUAUGUCAAGAGCUUCCUUGAAUGGAUGAGUGAUGCAAUAGCUAAAGCUUUUGAGCACACACGAGAUAAUGCUUUCCAAUUGAAGAAUUUCAAGGUUGUGCCUAAAAGAAGAGAAUUUGCAGAACUGUCACCUGGUCCAAAGGUGGUACUUGCAUCUAUGGCAAGUUUGGAGGAAGGUUUUUCUCGUGAUAUAUUUGUUGAAUGGGCGACAGAUACAAAGAAUCUUGUUAUCUUUACAGAAAGAGGUCAGUUUGGGACUUUGGCACGAAUGCUUCAAGCAGAACCACCACCAAAGGCUGUAAAAGUUACUGUGAGCAAAAGGGUUCCUCUAAGUGGUGAAGAAUUAAAAGCAUACGAAGAGGAACAGAGUCGAAUUAAAAAGGAGGAAGCUCUAAAGGCAAGCAGUGCAAAGGAAGAGGAUGCUAGAGCCUCUCUCGUGGGAGGAGAUGCUACAUCAGAUCCAAUGAUUAUUGAUACUGCAGGUGGUCUAGUUUCAUCAGAAGGAGCUAGUCCUCGGCUUUGGGGAUAUCGAGAUGUCUAUUGUGAUGGUUUUACUCCUUCACCUACAAGUGUUGCACCUAUGUUCCCGUUUUACGAAAACACAAUUGAAUGGGAUGAAUAUGGGGAAGUUAUUAACCCUGAUGACUUUAUAAUUAAAGUAGAAGAUGUUCAUGACCUCAGUGUACCUCAACCUAUUCCUGGUGCACAUAUUCAAGACGAGGCUGAUGAGGAGGUGGAAGAUAUACUUAUGGAUACAAAGCCUUCAAAAGUAGUGUCCAGUGAGAUUACUGUACAUGUCAAAUGCUCUUUGACUUAUAUGGAUUUUGAGGGCCGUUCUGAUGGACGGUCCAUCAAGUCAAUUAUACAACAUGUGUCACCUCUUAAGCUGGUUUUGGUUCAUGGAUCUGCUGAAGCAACAGAGCAUUUAAAACAGCACUGCUUGAAGCAUGUCACAUCCCAUGUUUAUGCUCCUCAGAUUGAAGAAAGAGUUGAUGUAACAUCAGAUUUGUCUGCUUACAAGGUGCGACUUUCAGAGAGACUCAUGAGCAAUGUGCUUUUUAAAAAGCUUGGUGACUAUGAAUUAGCAUGGAUUGAUGGGGAAGUUGGAAACAAAGAGGACGAAAUGCUUCCUCUCAUUCCACUAUCCACAGACCCACCACCACAUAAAGCCGUUCUUGUAGGGGAUUUACGACUAGCAGAUUUUAAGCAACUGCUUGCAAGCAAAGGUCUCCAGGCUGAGUUCAUGGGCGGGCAAUUGCGUUGUGGUGAUAAUGUUACCGUCCGUAAGGUUGGAGACUCAACCCAAAAGACUGGAAUCCAGCAAGUAGUCAUUGACGGCCCUUUAUCUGAAGAAUACUUCAAAAUACGUGAAUAUUUAUACUCCGAAUUUUAUGUCCUCUAGUAUGUGGUGAAGUAUUUAUGGCAGAACAAGGUGGUCAAGCUUUGGACCUUUUUAAGUUUGGGGCUUGAAUUUCAUUUCCAUUUGUAAACAAGCCAACUUUCAUAGUCAUGAUACUCUUUUCGAGUUACCAAGUACUCAUGAUUUGGACUUUCUGCAAAAGCGAAGAGUCAAUUCUUUGUGGAGUUUCUCAAAGUUUUCUGCAAGUCCUGAAUCUAGUAUUGCUAUCCAUCAUAAUGAGUUCUUGUGCCCAAGCUGCAUGACUAUACUCCAUAGCAUCUUUGCAUUGCAAUUUCACUAAGAUGGAGGACCCCACAUCUAUAGAGGGGGAUUUAAUGUUCUGGAGUUAGCUUUAGAGCAAUGUCAAGAUCUUGGACCUUCCAACAUCCAACAUUAGUCCUCUCGCAGACUUUUGGCUAAGUAGAUACAGCUGUGUACAUCCAAGUUUGCUUUUUAUAUUUUUGUCAUGUACUUUAUACUUAUGGUGUUACCGGCACUCUAGAUUCUAGAGAUCAUAGAUUGUAACUCUGACAUUUAGAUAACAUAUGUAACAUUUUGGAAUUGGCAGUUGAGAAAAAUUAAACUGUAUUCAGUUAAUAUACCAUAAAUUUACAUGUUACAGAUGAUGCUUUUUCA